GACUAUACCAUUGCCAUACCCGCUCAUUGUAUUUGUCCUAAUUCAUAUAUAUAACGUUCCGAGACAAGAUGUUCUCAUUUAAGCCACAAGAUUCCUCUCUCCCUAACUAUUACUGUAACUGCUGCUUAUAUCGUCGCGACUUCAAAGGACCCCUGUCUCCCCCGAAUGGUCUGUACCAACCUCAUCUCCGGUUCUAGGUGUCAUGGCUGCCUCGAGAGGCUAGUGAGAGUUUCCACCUGUGGUGGGAAGGGUCCGACGCCUACACCCGCAACGCUAGCGAGCGAAAGUUCCGUCUUGGUGGUGGAGGAGCCAGCUUCUCCGAUUCCUCGGCGAUGGCGGCGUCCGGGAGCGGUAUGGCCCAGAAAACCUGGGAAUUGGCCAACAACAUGCAGGAAGCUCAGAGUAUCGAUGAAAUCUACAAAUACGACAAGAAACAGCAGCAAGAAAUCCUGGCGGCGAAGCCCUGGACUAAGGAUCACCAUUACUUUAAGUACUGCAAAAUCUCAGCAUUGGCUCUACUGAAAAUGGUGAUGCAUGCCAGAUCAGGAGGCAACUUGGAAGUGAUGGGUUUGAUGCUAGGAAAGGUGGAUGGUGAAACCAUGAUCAUUAUGGACAGUUUUGCUUUGCCUGUAGAGGGCACUGAAACCCGAGUAAACGCUCAGGCUGCUGCGUAUGAGUACAUGGCCGCAUACAUAGAAAACGCAAAACAGGUUGGCCGCCUUGAAAAUGCAAUUGGCUGGUAUCAUAGCCACCCUGGCUAUGGCUGCUGGCUUUCUGGGAUUGAUGUUAGUACUCAGAUGCUCAAUCAGCAGUUCCAGGAACCAUUUGUAGCAGUGGUGAUUGAUCCAACAAGAACAAUAUCUGCAGGGAAAGUGAAUCUUGGCGCCUUCAGGACAUACCCAAAGGGCUACAAACCUCCUGAUGAAGGACCUUCUGAGUACCAGACUAUUCCACUUAACAAAAUAGAAGACUUUGGUGUGCACUGCAAACAAUAUUAUGCCUUAGAAGUCUCAUAUUUCAAAUCCUCUUUGGAUCGCAAAUUGCUUGAACUUUUGUGGAAUAAAUACUGGGUGAAUACGCUGAGUUCCUCUAGCUUGCUUACUAAUGCAGACUAUACCACUGGUCAGGUCUUUGAUUUGUCUGAAAAGUUAGAGCAGUCAGAAGCCCAGCUGGGACGAGGGAGCUUCAUGUUGGGUUUAGAAACACAUGACCGAAAGUCAGAAGACAAACUUGCCAAAGCUACGAGAGACAGCUGUAAAACUACCAUAGAAGCUAUCCAUGGAUUGAUGUCUCAGGUUAUUAAGGAUAAACUGUUUAAUCAAAUUAACAUCUCUUAAACAGUCACCGAGUAGUACUUUUGCCUGAAAGCCAGUAUGAGAAAAACACUCAAGUAACACUUUAAAACCAGUUACCCAAAAUCUGAUUAGAAGUAUAAGGUGCUCUGAAGUGUCCUGAAUAUUACAUCCUAUAAUAAAACUCUUUAAAAUGAAA
Messenger RNA from Lemur catta (Ring-tailed lemur), 1491 nucleotides. It is a transcript of the gene COPS5, whose product is annotated as COP9 signalosome subunit 5. Lineage: Eukaryota; Metazoa; Chordata; Mammalia; Primates; Lemuridae. Gene Ontology annotation, biological process: protein deneddylation. Gene Ontology annotation, cellular component: COP9 signalosome; cytoplasm. The transcript is spliced from 8 exons. Gene Ontology annotation, molecular function: metallopeptidase activity; protein binding; deNEDDylase activity. The record is from RefSeq and is a predicted model, not a curated record. Bases 333 to 1337 code for a protein of 334 amino acids.